Molecule: messenger RNA, 1131 nt
Organism: Plasmodium relictum
Lineage: Eukaryota; Apicomplexa; Aconoidasida; Haemosporida; Plasmodiidae
Gene: ATG1
Product: serine/threonine protein kinase, putative
Exons: 9
Coding region: 1-1131 (376 amino acids)
Biological process (GO): protein phosphorylation
Molecular function (GO): protein kinase activity; ATP binding
Source: RefSeq, a predicted model, not a curated record
AUGGGGACUACUAUGAGUAAAAGAAAAAAUAAUUCUGAUAAAAAUGUCAAAAAUAAGUCAUCUGAUAAGAAAAAACAAAAAAAAAAAGAAGAAAAUGAUUCAAACUUAGCAUUUAUAAAAAAAUAUAAAAUCAUUAAUAAAAUAGGAGAUGGCAAUUUUUCAAAAGUAUUCUGUUGUAGAGGAGAUAAUAAAAAAAAAUGCGCAAUGAAAUUAAUGUGUUGCCCUUUAAAGAAGACAGCUCACUAUAAUUGUUUUAAAAGAGAAUUAUUUAUAAUGAAAACAUUAAAUAAUAAAUAUCCUUAUAUAGUUAAAAUUCUUGAUUACCAUGAAAAAAUAUGGAAAAAAUAUUAUAUAGUUAAAUUAAUAUUAGAAUACUGUGAAGGAGGUAGUUUAUUUGAAUAUAUAAAGAUCAAUGGAAGCUGCACACAUUCAGAUGCAAGAAUUAUCAUUAUUAAAUUAACUAAAGCAAUACAAUAUAUUAAUUCAUUAAAAAUUAUGCAUAGAGAUAUUAAACCAGAAAAUAUUUUACUUAGAACUAAAGAUAAUGUAAGAAGUGUAGUAUUAUCAGAUUUUGGAUUAGCAAAAAUAACUCCAUCAAAUCAAAGUGUUGUAAAAAGUAGAUCUGUUUGCGGUAGUGAUUUUUAUUUAGCCCCGGAAAUAAUAAAAAAUAAAGAAUAUGGAGUAAAAAUUGACAUUUGGAGCUUAGGCGUUUUAAUUUUUUUUAUAAUAACUGGAAAGGUUCCAUUCACAGGAAGAAAUGCAAAUGAAUUAUAUAACAACAUUCUCACAGCAAAUAUACCUGAACUAUUAUCUAAGGAACAAUCACUGAAUGUGCAACCAGGAUUAAAAAAUUUAUUAGAAAAUAUUCUAGUCCAUGAUCCAGACAAAAGAUUUAGUUGUUCAGAUAUUCUAAGUCAUCGUUGGAUAAGAGGCACACUUUCAAGUUAUGAAUUCAAAAUUUUUAAUUCUUCCUCUUCAUUUAAGAAACUAAAAUUAGAAAAGAAAAAAAAUAGUUACGACGAAUGUAACAAAAAUAACCAAAUAAAAGACAAAUCAUUUGAAAAACAAAAAGAUUCAUUUAACUUAAUGAAAAAAAAAUAUGCUUUUUUUUUAAAAAAAAUAACAAAUUAA